CUGGCAAUCUUCAAAGUCUGUGACAAAGCCGACAUUUACUACUCGCCCUCCCCUCCCUGCCUAAAAGUGUCAAUGCUAUAAGUCACUCUUGGUACAAUAUGAUUAAGACCCAUGAAAACCCUGCAACGAGCAGCUGGUACACGACAUUAGCGUUUGAUUAGCUGGCCUUAAGAACUAAACACUAUAUUAUAAAAAAAAAAGGUUUGCCUUUAGAUAUAUGCACUUUGAGUUAGUCAACUGACUAACUGCGAGGCUCGUCAAACUUGAAAGCCGGAAUGUUCAUCAUUUAAACUCCCUAAAAGCUGGAUCAUUAUUGAGUAUUAUAUAUCUAACUACUUUGGUAAACCAUCUUGCAAGACAUAAAUGAUAACAGAUAACUGCUAAACCAGCUUGGACUACACUAAAAAAAAAACAACAAAUAAAUGCAGAAAGACUGAAGUAAUUUAUCCCAAAGACAACCAAAGAAAUAAAGUCAAAAAAUAUACUGCAAGCCACAAGGCCAUCAAGCUCAACAUUCCCAAGCAAAUAAUUGACAUCGAAAAAAAUUCAUAGAAUUGACUAUGUUGAAGAGCAACCAAUCAAUGUCUAAUAGCAGCCGAGCUUCUAACAUAUCAAACAAUACUACAAACUCCAAAGACUCCGAAUACAAUCGAUACAUUGGAGUGAUGUCAUUCACCUUUCUCAUUCUAAUUCUCAUUAUAUCUCUAGUGGGGAACAUGCUGGUUAUUUUGUCAUUCAGAGCAGUUCAAAAACUUCGAACAGUGACAAACUUCUUCGUGGUUUCCCUGGCUGUAGCUGAUCUUCUUAUAGCGGUAUUUUCCAUGCCCAUAUGGGCCGCUCACCUCUUAACGGGACCAGAUUGGAAAUACAGUAUCAUGCUAAUGAAGUUGUGGACCUGCGUCGAUAUUAUGUGUGGCGUUGCCUCGAUAAUAAACCUAACAGCAAUCAGCAUUGAACGGUAUAUUUGUAUUACAUAUCCAUUGAGUUAUCAUCAGACAAUGACACCUCACAAGGCCAUGGCAAUCAUCAUUGGUGUGUGGGGGUUUGCUUUUGCUAUGGCGUCUGUAAAAUUCAUAUUAUGGAAGUAUCCUCCACCAUUGUACGAACUCAUCAUCGUCAUCAGUUGUUUUAUUUUACCAUUUUUUAUCAUGUGUAUUAGCUACAAAAUGAUCUUCCAGACAGCACGGUACCAAGCAAGGCAAAUAGCACUUAUGGUUAAUGGCGGUGUCAAGAAGUUUUUCUUGUCUUCUGAGGUUCGCGCAGCGAAGACACUCGCAGUCGUGAUGGGAGCAUUCAUCAUCAGUUGGGGACCAUUCUUUAUCAUGAAUCUUAUCUAUGGAUUUUGUAACCAUUGUCUUUCCGCUGAAGCAGUUAUGGUCGCCAAGUGGAUGCAUUAUAGCAAUUCAGUCUUUAACCCGUUUGUCUAUGCAUGCAUGAAUAAGGAUUUUCGGGCCUCCUUCAUCUCCAUUCUGCUCAGCUGGAAAGUUUUCUUUCGUAAGAAGAAAAAAAGGCUUUCAUUUCCACCGACCACAGACCCUUCAGAGCUCAGUCUCAACAACUCAGCCUAACACUAUUCACUGCUUGCUGCAUCAUGGUGUGAUACAAAAGACAUGCCAACCAUGUUGGCUAACAUAACCAUAACCAUAUCUAAAGCAAACUAAUUAAGAUGGCGGGUCUGGCGUCACAUCACACACAACUUUGAAGGAAUUCAAAUGAAAGUCUAUAUUCCUUCAAAACUCUGUUUAAAACAAACUGAUAAUUUUAGAUAUUUUUAAAAUGCUUAAAAACCUAUAUAAGAUACAAUGGAAUUUGAUAAAGAGAAAAUAACAAGGGAGCAAACUAAACUACAGUGAAUUUGAUAAUCUCAAAUAUUUUUUAUUUAUGAGACAAUAGAGACAAACGAGAACAAUAAUAGGAACUUGGGGGGUGGGGAGGGGUUAUACCGACCCCUCCCCCCUCUUACAGUUAUUUGCACUGAAAUCCUUAGUCGCGUCUGGGAUCCACAGAUAAUAUUUCGCGUUAGAGAUAAAAGUCAAUCUAAUUGGAAUUGUUCGUUUAUUAUUAUCGCAAAAAAAAGGAGCCAGUUAACGUUGUAGUUGACAAGCAUAUAACAAUUUCGUUUUUGCUAGGACGCGCAGCGCGGUAACCAUCACGAUAUAGUGUGAGUUUAGUCGAUAGCGUGUCUCAUUAAUAGGAUGUCGUCAUUCCCUUAUUGUGAUAUAUAUUGCUGUUUCAGUCAAGCAAAAACUUUACUCCGAUGACGAAUUCGAGUCUUGCAUACGUUAAUUUGAUACGUCAUAUAUAUAUAUUAACGGUAUCUUGUAACGACAACAAAGCAACCUGUUAAAUAGCUUCAAAAAUAUAGCUGUUUUACAACAAAAGCCUUAUGUAAUCAUAAUAAUAAAGCGAUCUAAAGGGAAACUGAAUUGUAUUAACAGACCAUGUUACAAGACAACCUAAGGAUGGAGAAUAGAGUAGAAGAGGGUAGUGUAGGGUAAGGUAAGGUUGAAUAGGGUAGGGUAGGAUGGAGAAGGGUAGGGUAGAGUAGAAUAGGUUAGAAUGGGGUAGGUAUAGGGUAGAAUAGGUUUGGGUAGAGUGUGGUAGAGUGUGGUAGCUGAGGGUAGAGUAGGGUAGAACAGCGUAGUAGAGUACUAGGGUAGGGUAGAGAAGGGUGGGGGCGAAAAGUAAAAAUCACAUACUGAUAACAUCAUUUAAUCAAUUAAUGGCUUAGCGACGGAAACGCGUUGCGCAUGCUCAAUAAGUAUGGAACGUUGCAAUCUCGUACCCAGAGCCUGCGUUUCUUCUGGCCAGGAGACCAGGAUUUCUUGGACUUCCGGUUCAAAAGCGCAUGCGUUCAAAGACUUACCAAAGAUUAAAUACAUUUUCCAGAUUUCUAAUUUUUCCUAUGAUCUUUACUUUGAUUUUUACCUUGAUUAUUUUGAUCGGUUAUAUAUAUCUCUUUUUCGAAAAUUGCGCAUGCGCCAAAAAAUGGAUUAUGCCAGAGCCCUCGUUCUUCCCUGCAGGCCAGAAGAAACGCAGGCUCUGGAUACGAGAUUGGGAACGUUGGGUUUGUAUGCUGACAAUGAAAAUAAAAUCCAAAUGAAACUUA
Messenger RNA from Actinia tenebrosa (Australian red waratah sea anemone), 3109 nucleotides. RefSeq names its product beta-1 adrenergic receptor-like. Gene Ontology annotation, biological process: adenylate cyclase-activating adrenergic receptor signaling pathway; positive regulation of MAPK cascade. NCBI's taxonomy places the organism in Eukaryota, Metazoa, Cnidaria, Anthozoa, Actiniaria, Actiniidae. Gene Ontology annotation, cellular component: plasma membrane. Gene Ontology annotation, molecular function: G protein-coupled receptor activity. The record is from RefSeq and is a predicted model, not a curated record.